UUUAGCAGUGAACGGUUUAAUUGGUUUAGAAAAGGAACAGUAAAUGUCUGAGAGCAGACACCUCAAGCAAAAAUAUCUUGAAGUUAAAAAGACUGGAGAAACAAUCUUGGAGAGAUUUUAAUUACAUCGGAGACAGCACAGCCCCUCCCGGAGGGAGCACGUCCUCCUGCCAAGCUCCCGCUGCUGGGCGACGGGCAGCGAGUGAAUGAACUCUGAGGGGCGGGAGGAGGAAAGCAGCGCAUCCAAGGGGUUGGUUAGCUUCGCGGCCCCCGCGACGUCACCCACGAGGGGGACAGGGAGGCUAUAUAGCGCGUCGGGCGCCCGCACCUCCGCGCUCUAGCCGGUGCGCGGACGGAGCUCCCGCCGGGGCGCAUCCCGGGAUCCCGGCUGGUGACAGCCUAGCCAUCUAUCUCCCCGAGAUCUUAGCCCUGCCAAAGUCUCCAACUCCUGGGAGGUAGGGGCGACCGUGCUCCCCGUCCCUUGCAGGCUCUCAGCAUCCCUCCGCCAGCAAGGGGAGCCGCACCCUCCUUGCGGCGCUUGCAGGGACCAGGACGCAGAGAAGUUCAGGAGGCUCGGCGCGGGCUGGCCGCGGGUGAGCCGGCAGGUCCGGGGCUCCAGACCCGCGGCGAUGGCCUCGCUCCUCGCAGCCUGGAACUGGACGGCGGGCGCAGGAGGAGCGGGAGCCGGCGCCCCGGACCUGAGCGCACUGCUGGCCCAGGCCGGCAACCUCUCCGCCGCGCCCUCCGCUCCGGGGCUGCCCGCCGCCGCCUUCCCGGAGCCCCCGCAGCCCCGGGCCAACCUCACCAACCAGUUCGUGCAGCCCGCCUGGCGCAUCGUGCUCUGGUCCCUCGCCUACAGCGUGGUGGUGGCCGUGGCCGUCUUCGGGAACCUCGUGGUCAUCUGGAUCAUCCUGGCCCACAAGCGCAUGAGAACCGUCACCAACUACUUCCUCGUGAACCUGGCCUUCGCCGAUGCCUCCAUGGCCGCCUUCAACACCUUGGUCAACUUCAUCUACGCGCUCCACAGCGAGUGGUACUUCGGCGCCAACUACUGCCGCUUCCAGAAUUUCUUCCCCAUCACGGCCGUGUUCGCCAGCAUCUACUCCAUGACGGCCAUUGCGGUGGACAGGUAUAUGGCCAUUAUUGAUCCCUUGAAACCCAGACUGUCUGCCACAGCAACAAAGAUUGUCAUUGGCAGCAUUUGGAUUCUAGCUUUUCUACUGGCCUUUCCUCAGUGUCUUUACUCCAAAACCAAAGUCAUGCCAGGCCGUACUCUUUGCUAUGUGCAAUGGCCAGAAGGUCCCAAACAACAUUUCACGUAUCAUAUUACUGUCAUUAUACUGGUGUACUGUUUCCCAUUGCUCGUCAUGGGCAUCACAUAUACCAUUGUUGGAGUCACUCUCUGGGGAGGAGAGAUCCCAGGAGACACCUGUGACAAGUAUCAUGAGCAGCUAAAGGCUAAAAGAAAGGUUGUAAAAAUGAUGAUUAUUGUUGUGGUGACAUUUGCCAUCUGCUGGCUGCCCUAUCAUAUUUACUUCAUCCUCACUGCGAUCUACCAACAACUAAAUAGGUGGAAAUACAUCCAGCAGGUCUACCUGGCGAGCUUUUGGCUGGCAAUGAGCUCAACCAUGUACAAUCCCAUCAUCUACUGCUGUCUGAAUAAGAGAUUUCGAGCUGGCUUCAAGAGAGCCUUUCGCUGGUGUCCUUUCAUCGAAGUGUCUAGCUAUGAUGAGCUGGAGCUCAAGGCUACCAGGUUCCACCCAACCAGGCAAAGCAGCCUGUACACUGUGACGAGGAUGGAAUCCAUGACAGUGGUGUUUGACCCCAGCGACUCUGUCAAUGCCAAAUCCAGCCAGAAGAAGAGAGUGACACCAAGAGAUGCAAGCUCCAACAGCAACUCCCGCAGGAAUUCCAAGUCAGCCUCCACCACCUCCAGUUUCAUAAGCUCACCCUACACCUCUGUGGAUGAGUAUUCUUAAAUGUAUUCCCUGAGGUGCAAGUAGCGUGAGGCCACCGUGGUGGCAGCCUGGGGCCCCUUUCUCCUCACACUGUGUCAGUCCUGACCUGUCUACUCUCCCAAAAGAGAAGGGAAUUUUUAGGCAGGAUGCUUCAGUGGAGAAAGGUAGCAUAUAAAUAUAACAAAGACACUAUUGGAGUAUUUGCCUCCCUCAAAAAGAAAAUGGGCUUUAAAUUUAUCCUUUGAAAAUUCUAAAUUAUUACAUGUAGCAAACUGAAAAAAUACUUGUAAAGUGCUUUGUUUUGUUUUCCACUUAAAAAUUGUAAUAUACAUCAGUGAAACUAAAGUGACAUAUGAUUUUUCCAAAAAAUCAAAUACAAUGUUGUGAGUGAAUACAAUCAAAAUAUAUAUAAAAUAAAGCAACUUCAUCUAUAGCUAUAACAGAAAAAAAAAAGUUAAAUGGUUAAUUUUUCCACUAGAAUAAUGGAAAAAUAACCCCAAAGGGUAGAAAUUAAUGAGCAUUUUUGCUGAAGAGAACACAUUUUAUAGAAUGAUUUAAAAGUUUUAAUUUAAAAAUUUAAGAUUUAAAAAUUGUCUCCUUGAAAUGUAACUGAAAAGGAAAUCUAGUCAAAUUAUUAAGCAGCUACAUGUCAUUCUUUUUAAUUUUUUUUCUGAGAAAAUUGCUUCAAAAGAAAAAUAAUAAUCAUUUACUCUUUGAUCAUUACAUAUUUUAAAGUGCCAAACUAAGAAGAGUCAAAGUUGAACUUUAAAAUGACAAAGCAAAUUCUACUUAAGAUGAAAAUUUUAUUUAGUAAAUUGGUAAAUAAAAUUAUAUAGGUUUAAGGUGUACAGUUCUAUAAUACAUCAUUUGUAUAUUGUAUUGUAUUUACUACCCCAAGUCAAGUCUCCUUCCAUCACCAUUUAUUCCCCUCUUUACCCUCUAGUACCUCCCACACCCCUCUUUCCUCAGCAAUCACCAAACUGUUGUCUCUGUUCAUAUGUAGAUUAUAAAACACUAAACAUGCCUUCUAAUGAAGAAGGGAAGAAUCUCAUUUGUCUCUGAAACUGCCUACCAAUUUUUAGGCAAGAAAUAAAAAUACGAAUUCAUAGUUAUAAUAGCAGACAGGAGCAUCUAUCUGCUCCAAAGGAGUGUUUCUCCUCCAUAACCCAAGUAAAAAAUCUAAAGUGAACAUCAACUUUAUAAAUUGUAUGGACCUUUAUCUCUCCUCUCUUCCCAUUGAAGAAAAGAGUAAGGGCUGUAGGAAAAUAUAAUAUAUGCUUAAAGGUAAACCCUUAAGAAAAACGUCUAUGUGCUGCCGGUAUGUACAAAAUACAUAUCAGUAAUUCAAGCAAAAUGUAGAAAGGUGAAUCAUCUAUUACAAUAGAAAGCCAGACAAUAGUUUGGAUACAUAUAAACUAAUACUCCACAGAGAGAGCUUUCCUUUUGUUUGCUUAGAAGUACCCUUUUUUGAAAGAAAGAAAUGAGCUAAUGGUCCUGAAGAAGCAUCUGUUUCACUGUAAGAAAAAUACACUGACACAUUUCUGAGAACCAUAACAAAAUGAGAUGCACCAUUAAGUGUGAAAUUUAUCUUCCAGACAUCAGUGCUUAUAAAUCAUCUUUCCUUGAAUUAGAGACAUUCUCAAUCCUGCUCAAGAAAGCAGAAACUUUCUGAGAUCUUGAAAAUAAUCAGUUGUAUUUUUAAAGCUAUCCAGCUAAAACAAUUACCUGUAACACCUUACAGAAUUGUUAUGCCUCCAUCAAUAUAGAACCCACCAUUUGCUUUUUGAACAAGAUUAAAGCAAUUAUUCAAGAGCAAAUCGUGGUCUUUUGCUGCCAAGACAUUAAAUUUUUCAAUCAUCCUCUUUAUUUUGGACCCCAAACUAGAAAUAUCUAAUGGUUAUAAUGUGUUAAAAGUCUAAACAAUCCCACCAUAUAUGUUUAAGCUGAAUUUCUUCUGAUUACAUCAAUAAGCAGACACACAUACAUACACACACAUUUGAGUGUGCAGACAUAUGCAUUUUAAUUUAUGUAGCAAAUUAAAAACUGAAUGCUGAAAUAGUCAACGAUUAUUACAGAGUUGUCAGAAGACUCAGUAAACUCUGAAGUUUGCAUGCUUUAGGUAAGCAAAUGUAUUACUAUUUAGCAUCCAAUUGAUGAAUGUAAUACUUUUAAAUGUUUACUUUAAAAAAAAUGUAAAUGCUUAUCAUACAGUGUGAAUGUCAAGAAAAAAGUCUAAUAUUUUAAAGUAAACAUUAUCUUCUCAAAUUUGUGAAUGACUAUGGGACUAGCAUUAAUGAAUCCUCUCCAUAAAAGGGACCAUAUUCAGCUAUAGAAUGCAGAUGUAAAGUGUGCCCUCUGAGUCAAUGUGGUCAGCCACGAGCAAAAUACAUUUGAAAAACAACUCUGGGCCUUCACACAUGCUAGGGAAAUUCAGUGUAAUUUUUUAAGACAUCUAAGGAAAAAUUUGCUCCAGACAUCCAUAUUGUUUGUUUUCUUUUCUCUUUCUUUCUUUCUUUCUUUCUUUCUUUCUUUCUUUCUUUCUUUCUUUCUUUCUUUCUUUCUUCCUUCUUUUCUUCCUGUUUUAGUAUAUUUGUUGUUUUAUUUACCAACUAUCACACUUCUAGAAUGACAGAAAUACCUAAGGUCCAGACAGUAUCUUUUUAAAUAUAUUUUAGAAAAAGACUGACAUCAUUCACGCAAUACUAGUUAUUCUUAAUACAAGACUUAGAAAAUAAUUUUUAAGUUUAAAAUUUGAAAAAUAGUAACAAUAAAAUAAAUGAAUACAAUACAAAAAGUGAUAUUUUAUUCUUUUUGAAUGAACUUGGUCACUGAGAAUUAUACAAUAAUACACAUGGAAAUCAGCUUCAGUAGGCCCCAUUUUAAAUAAAACUAUGCCAGUGUUUUCAUGUUUGUCAGGGUUUGGAAAAAUUUGCAUCCAAAAUUCACCCUACCCUAUGAUGUAAAUGUUCACUGUGAAUCUUAUUAUUGUGUAUAGACAAAGACUAGCUAGAAAUACUGGUCAGGUAGUUACAAUGCUCUAAGAUAUCUUUGGAUUUAGAUCAGCUAAAGAAAAAUGCACACUAUUUUGAGAGAAAUCUGAAUGAAUAAAAAACUUUGCCUUGCUUUAAAUAUUCUCUUUUUGAAAGACAAAAGUGAAUAAAUAGUAUACAUUGUAUUUUCAGUAUAUUGCCCCUGGACAAAGUGUUUUUUAAUUACCUGCAUGAGGAAAAAAUUAAACAUAAGUAUUAUAGUAUUCAAUCUAACAAUAUCUGGUUUUUAGCUAGCAUUAUUCAUUCCAUCUCUCAACUUCAUUCUGGCCACAUUUCUGACCCAGCAGCCAAAUUCAUAUUCUUUUCCAGAUCCUUUUGAUUUCUUCUAAACAUAUCCUCCCAAGUUUACAGUGAACUUCACCCUUACAAAGCACACAGAAAAAUGCAAAGAAACUUGGUAUUGUAACUCAGAAGCACAAAAUAAAUGUGAAAAGCCAUGGUGGCCAGCUCAUAAUUUGAAUUUGAUUUUUGUUAAUUCAGGAUUUUAUCAGAAGACUUCUGAUUAGUGAAUGAUAAGCUAUUUCAUCAACCACAAAGGUUGGAGGGUUACAACACUGCUCACCCUUUUAACAAUAACAAUUUGAGUUCCCAUUCAUUGAUAGUGUGCCAAAAUAAGGCAAUCAAGCAUGACACUGGCUAUAUAUAUAUAUACAUACUUUGGUAAAAACUGCAGUUUGAAUUUUAAUCCCACUAUUCUGACUUUGACCUUUGCUUACUAGCUUAAACAAUAGGGUAGUUACAGGAGAUUUACUCCCACUGACUCAGUAGCUUCAGGGGUAGAAACUAUAGAUAACCUUUAGAGAUUAACCUCUGAG
Molecule: messenger RNA, 5822 nt
Organism: Pipistrellus kuhlii (Kuhl's pipistrelle)
Lineage: Eukaryota; Metazoa; Chordata; Mammalia; Chiroptera; Vespertilionidae
Gene: TACR3
Product: tachykinin receptor 3
Exons: 5
Coding region: 629-1978 (449 amino acids)
Biological process (GO): positive regulation of flagellated sperm motility; G protein-coupled receptor signaling pathway
Cellular component (GO): sperm midpiece; plasma membrane
Molecular function (GO): tachykinin receptor activity
Source: RefSeq, a predicted model, not a curated record